AGACAAUGUGCAGUCACACUUCUGAGAAUCGAUACGUGCAGAUAUAUAUGAUUCGGAAAACGUAUAUAAAGAGACGAGUGCAGUUGGAAAACGGAAAUAGAAUCUGUCGACAUGUCGCGAUGUUCGAUUUACGGAUGCCUGACGAUCGCGAUCGUUCUCGCUCUGAUCGGCCACAAUAACUGCGCGAUCGACGCCCAACCGAUCGAUACGGCGAUCAAUGAGUCUCAGCCACGCUCCUACGCGGCAGUCGCCAGCGAUUUGAACACCGACGCCACUUUUUGGAGCAGAAAUUAUUACGGCUACAGACCGUUCGUAGGCGGUAGAAGUGCUUACGUCGGCUACGGGCCCGUCUAUCGCACCGGUGCCUACUAUCAACCCGACGUCGUCUUCAACGUCGUGGGCGGUAGCAGCGGAAGAGGUUACCGAGGCUACGGAGGAUAUCCGAGAUUCGGUGGCUACGGAUGGGCUGGAUACAUUUAAAUUUCGUGCCUUGGAUAAUGUAUUGUUAUUAUUGACGCAAAUAAAAUCAAUAAAUUGAUAUCAAGAAAAAGCGUU
Molecule: messenger RNA, 555 nt
Organism: Trichogramma pretiosum
Lineage: Eukaryota; Metazoa; Arthropoda; Insecta; Hymenoptera; Trichogrammatidae
Exons: 3
Coding region: 112-480 (122 amino acids)
Source: RefSeq, a predicted model, not a curated record